GUAUAGGUAUAAUAGGACAGGUCUGUGGUGUACGACAACAGCAAAAUACUGGAACUGGAUACGUUUAGACCUAUUUAAUCUUUGUAUUCGAUGUCCGUGCGUCGCGUCCGUCACUUGAGUACUUCGCCAAUUCAGCGGCACUACGACGGCCGACGGUGAUCAGUGAUCAUCAGUGUCUCACGUAGUCGUAUCCAGUCAGUCUGCACCUUGCUCAAAUGAUCGUCAUUAAGUCGCGAUCUUGAACACCACUCGUUAAUACUCCUCUAAUCGUAAUUAUUAUUAAUUUUAUUAUCGUUUUUUAACGAGACAUGAAUACAUUUUUUUUACUGUCCGUUUACGUCCAUUAACCACUUAAAUAACCGUCGUUAGCCAUCUCGGUCGAACGAAUUUAUAAUUGUCGAAUUAUACUGAAUCAGUGUUAACCUUUGCACUCGCCGUUUAAACGUCGUCUCCGUCAUGAGUGCCGUUAAAAAGAUUGUGUCGGUGGUCGCGUAUCUCGUAAUAUUGGUGACGUUAGUUCAAUGCGAAAACUGUACGGUAAAGAAAACUACGAACGGAACUUUUAUAAGAGAACGUCUGAUGACUUGCCCAUCGUCGGAGUCGGCAAAAGACGCAAAGUUUUGCUGCUACGACAAGUACGACAGCGUCGAUUGCUGCAACGGUGCUGACCAUUUACGUCAUAUAAUUCUAAAAUAUUUGCCAGACCUGUUAACACUUCUGAUCGUAAUUGUUGGCCUGAUAUUGACGUGUUGUAUUAUUUGUAUUUGUAUUCCAUGUUAUUGCAUCAUGAGUCGUCGUCGCCCGGCUUACAAAGAUUCAAACGAUAAUGCAAAUAUGGUUGCUGCCGUUUCUUUGCCCAAUGAAUCUCAAGAACAAAAUAUACCAAAAAAAGAAGUUACUCAUCAUUUACCACCAGGAGCUUAUCCUGUUUAUCCUCAAUUUAUGGGAAUGCAACCAUUAAAAUCGACUGAAGUAAAUUGUUAAAUACACAUCACAAUAACAAUAGCUGUUCUUAAAAAAGCCAAAGCAUGUUAUUAUUAAUAUUAUUAUAUUUAUUUGUGCCAUCAACUGAGAAACGAAGGUUUGUGAACGACUAAAUUUUUCUUUUUAUCCUUAUCUUUAAAUUUUUGACUUUUAUAGUCUGGCUAUCAAAAGAAUAUUAUUAUCUUAAAUAUUAAGUUACCUAGUUUUGAACUGAUUAUGGUUAGAAUUACUUUUCAUAUAUAUGCAUAAAAAUAUAAGACUUCGUGUGUUUGCCUUAAAAUAAUAUACCAGCACAAUAUUUUGUAUAUAUAUUUAUGAAUUAUCAUAAAAUAUAUGAGUCAAUUAAGAAAUAAAUAUUUUGAAAAAAAAAAUAGGAUUAUUUUUGUAUGUUUUGAUAAACUAUUUUUUUUCUCAGAUUACUUUUUGAUUAUUCAAAAUUAUUAUUAUUAUUUUUUUUUUUUUUAAUUACAAUUGUAUACAAAAUUUAAAUAUUCUAAAUUGUUUUAUUUAAUAUGUAAUAAUUAGUUUUAGUUUUCUUUUCGUUGUUCCUGAGUUUUGACGAUUUAUUUGGAAGAAAUAAAAAUCGCAAGGCUAUAAAUUUGUUUUAAUAUUAUUUGUUUUCUGCCUUAUUUGGUUUAUUUUGUUGGUUCCUUUUCUAAACAUUAUUUGUCAAAUACUGAAAUACCAAAUACGUAUUAACUGAAUUGUGAUGUUUUACAUGUGAUUGACUGUCAGAAUUAAUUUUGAUUUUAAAUAAAUACUAUUUUUGCGUAUAUGUACACAAAUACCAAGAUUAAUAUUUAUACUAAUAGUAAUAGUAAUUCAGUAUCGAAUUAAAAUUUAUUUUGUUUUGUAUUCUACUAGAGCUAUACGAUCUUAAAAUUAAAUGUAAUGUCUAAAUAACUAGUAAUUUAAUUAUUAUACUAUGGUGACACAUAUUCUGCAAGAAUAUUAUUUUUAAUAUUUUCCUUUUGAAAUUUAUAUGGUUUAAGUUAAAACUACUGUAUAAUCUGAUACUAUUGUAUCGUUAAAUAAUCUCACUAUGGUUGUGUAUACAAUUUUCUUGUUGAUUCAAUGUUUUUAUUUGAGUUCAAUAGUUGUACUUUCUUAUUUAUAAACAAACUUUUAUAUUUAAUUAAUAACUGAUACAAUGAUUUUUAAUAAGAAUGUGAAUUUCAAUGUAGAAUUUUUUUAUUAAUUAUUAAUAUAAUAUAAAAUUAAUGAUAUUAUCUUAUAUUGUGUAACUUGUUUUUACAAUGUACAAUAAUUCACCAUUUUAUAAACAUUUUUUUUUUUUUUUUAAAAAGACUGGAUUUAUGUUGUAUUUUUAUUCUGAAAUAAUAUAAAAAAAUGUGCAAAUUGGUUUGAAUUUGUUCAUAUUUUUAUAUACAGUAAAACCUUUCAAUGAUCCGAUCCUCGAAUAAUGGAAACUUUUUUACAACGGAAAAAUCAGUUGGUCCCAAGCAAAUCUGUCAUAAGGAGGUUUUACUGUACUUUUAUUAAUUAUAAAUGACUAAAGUUUUUUUUAAUUAUUCCACAAUUUGAUUGUAGAACUUUGAUAGAACUAUAUUUUAUUACAAUGCUAUUUGUUUGAUGUAAAAAGUUCUUGCAAAUGUUUUGUACAGACAAGCCAAUCAUACACAAACAGGAAAAUAAUACCAAAUUAUUUUAAUAUUUAUAAUUUUAAACUCUAUCGAAAAUAUAACUAUGCAAGAAUUUUAAAUCGACACGAAUUAUUAUUAUGCUUUUAUAAUAAUACCUAACCUAAUACAGCCUAUAAUAUUUAUAAUGUAUACAACUAUAUAAAUAUCACAUUUACAUCAUAAAUUUAAUAUUGUACCUACAUAAAUUAAUAUUAUUUUUAUCUAUAAUUCAUUCUACUUGUGUAGAAAACAUAUAAUUUGUAUACAACAUUAGUAAUUUAAUCUUAAUAAAACAUUUAUAAUCAAUAUCAA
Messenger RNA from Aphis gossypii (cotton aphid), 2939 nucleotides. RefSeq lists its product as uncharacterized. The record is from RefSeq and is a predicted model, not a curated record. Lineage: Eukaryota; Metazoa; Arthropoda; Insecta; Hemiptera; Aphididae. The coding region runs from base 457 to 984 and encodes 175 amino acids. The transcript has 5 exons.